This is a messenger RNA of Cetraspora pellucida, 990 nucleotides long. The record is from the annotation of a GenBank genome assembly. Lineage: Eukaryota; Fungi; Glomeromycota; Glomeromycetes; Diversisporales; Gigasporaceae.
AUGAAUCAUACUGCAACACUAACUCAGAUUCUUCUCUAUUCAAGAGAUGCCAAUCACAUAAGUGUAGUUGAUGAACCAAACAAAAACAUCAAUGAAAAUGAAGCCUUUACUGUAUCUGCCAUUCGUCAUCAAUCUUAUACUACUCAAAAAUCCAGCCAUUAUAGAAAAAUAGUGCCUAUGUCAACUAAUGAAGGAUCUCAUCCCAACCAGGCCUCUGAAAUUGUGCCUGCCAUGGCCCUAUUAAGUAAAAACCUACCAGUAACAACUGUUUUAAUAAUGCCUAUUCCAGUAAUAUCUGCCCCAAUAAUGCCUACUCCAGUAAUGUCUGCUCUAGCAGUACCUCUUCCAGUAGAUAUCCUACAAAACCCUGAACCAAUUGAUAUGAAAGUAAUGACUAUACAAGUCUUCACAAUUGCAAGAAACACCACUGUCUGUUGCCACAUUAGGAUUAAAGAAAACUACAUAGUACCUAUGCUUAAUUCAAGUGCUACUAUUAGCAUAAUGUCAAAUAAAAUAAUAGAAAAACUGCAGUUGAAGAUUGAUGAACCUUCUACAACAAUGAUCAUUAUUUCAAAUGGAGCCAGGGUAAGGGCACUUGGAAAAAUAAUUAACCUUAAGUUGGUCAUAAGCAGUUUAGUGGUCUCGACCACUUUUCAGAUUAUAAAAUCAACUAAACAGACCCUUCUGUUAGAAAUACAUAUGUUUUAUGAAGGAGAAAUUUUACCAGCACCCCUAGCAGAUAAUGAAGACCUAUUUGACAAUUUUAAAUUUGAUAAUGAAAAUUUAGACAAACUGGACAGUUUCUUAACUGACCAAUAUAGCAAGUUGGAGUUGUAUAACAAUCUGUGGCUUUAUUAUGAAAGUUCAGCUAUGUAUCUGUCUAGUAUUAAAAGUAUUUUUAUAAAUGAAACUGAGAAAGAAGAAGAAGUAGACAUUUUUGCUGAAACUAUAAACAAUCUUGAACAAACAUUAGUAUACAUUAAAAAAUAA